CUAGCCUACAACAGACUGCUCCUGCUUACUUCAUCGGUUAAAACGAAUAGGAGCGGGUUCUUGUAAGGAAAAAGAUCUUCGAAAGUCAAAGAUUCACAGAUCAGCUCUCCGAUUUUUGACUGUCAGCCAGCUUGCACCGACAAUGCAGCCAAACGGGACACACAUUAAACAAGCGCUGCUCCAGCAGAAGCUCGCACUGAUCCUGUUAGCGGUCUAAAAUAAAUGAUUGAUUAUAAAAGGCAGCUUAUAACAUUUAACCGUUUUCGGUUCUUCUCCAGUAAUCGCUCCCAUUUCUUCUACGAGGCGGAGCAGGUCGCUGCUGUUUUUUCUAAUGGAGAAAAAGCACGUGGUUGUUACAAACCUCUCUCAGGACACAGCGGGGAGGCGGAGGUGGAGAGAUGCGGGUGCAGUCGGGGUGGGAGAGGACGCGGUGAGGAGAGGAGCUGAGCAGUCUGCGCGCUUUUGGAAUACGGACUUUGCUCUCUCUUUCUCUCUGUUUUUCCUAAGGAAAGACUUGCAUGCAGGAUGUGGAAGAUCGCAUGUGUUGAGAGAAGAAAAAUGUCAUUUGAUGUAGAUUUCUGUGUUGAAAUAGCCGUCGAAAUCCUAAUGGUAUAUCUUUACAUAUCAUCUCUGCACAUUUUACAUUUUUAGAAAUCAUAGUUUAAAAAAGGCGCAAAAUGGAUUUUUUAAACGGCUCCAGUCUGGCGGACGGCAUAGGGGCAGAAAACAUCUCCUCUAAUUCCACCAGUCCUCCGGUCCAGUACACGCAGCUCGCUAUCUGGGGUCUGGCUGGACUUGUCAGCUUUCUCAUUUUGUUUACCAUAGUGGGGAACGUCUUGGUUGUCAUCGCCGUUUUAACGAGCAGAGCACUGAAACCACCCCAGAACCUUUUUCUGGUCUCCCUGGCCAGUGCAGACAUUCUGGUGGCCACACUGGUCAUGCCAUUUUCUCUGGCAAAUGAACUUACGGGUUACUGGUUUUUUGGUAAAAUUUGGUGUGACAUUUACCUGGCUCUGGACGUUUUAUUCUGCACCUCUUCUAUUGUUCAUCUGUGUGCUAUUAGCUUGGACAGAUACUGGUCAGUGACACAGGCUGUAGAGUACAACUUAAAGAGAACACCUCAAAGAGUUAAAGGGAUGAUUGUGGUGGUUUGGUUGAUCUCAGCCAUCAUCUCUUUCCCACCACUCAUAUCAAUGGAAAGAAGCAGCAAUGAGACCCGACCCCAGUGUAUCCUGAACGAUGAGACCUGGUACAUCCUCUACUCCAGCAUUGGAUCAUUCUUUGCCCCCUGUGUUAUCAUGAUCCUAGUCUAUAUCCGGAUAUACCAAGUGGCAAAGACCAGGACCAGAACAAUGUCAGAGAAAAAGAGGGAUGUGGACUCGCCACUGGAAAAUGGGAUGGACAAAGUUGAACCAGGCAGAGGCAGUUCAUUAAAGUCCAACAGGGGUGGGAGCAUAAAAGACCAGGAACAUGAGAAUGGGCACUGCCAAGAGCAGGCAGUUCAACCCCCUCUGCCAAAUGAGCCAAAACAUCCAGACCAUGAUGAUGACUUCAAUGACAGCAGCUCAUCAGAUGAGAAGCCUAAAAAAGGUUCCGGCUCCUCCAAACAGCAUGAUUACAAAAAAGAUAGGAAGCCCAGCCGGAAGAGCAGCUCCGCCUCCAAGUACUCCAGCAGGAAGUCACGUGCCAGUUCCAAGUCCAUGGAGCUGUUCUCAUCUCGCCGCAAACGAAGGAGCACCAUCAAUCAGAAGAAAGUCUCUGCUGCUCGGGAGAAACGCUUCACCUUCGUCCUCGCCGUUGUCAUGGGCGUAUUUGUCGUGUGCUGGUUCCCAUUCUUCUUCUUCUACAGCCUGUACGGAAUCUGCCGGGAGCCAUGCAAAAUCCCUGAGACGCUAUUCAAGUUCUUUUUCUGGAUUGGUUACUGCAACAGCUCGCUAAACCCAGUCAUCUACACCAUCUUCAAUCAGGACUUCCGCAGAGCCUUUCAAAAAAUCCUGUGUAAGUCAUGGAAACGCUCUUUCUGAGGGGCAGGGGGGGUCCUGCAUGGCUGGGUUUCUAAUAGACAUUUUAUCCUACAGACAUACAUUUGAACUGGUCCUGAGCUGUAGGAUCAAAAGCUGGCCUGGGGUGCUUUCACACCUUUGCUUUCAUGGAUUGUACUUGAAAUAAUGGGUAUGCUUAACGGAUCAAAGGAUUGAACUAAGGUACAGAAAAGAAGAUGAAAAUACAAGAGUAAGAGCUCUUGUAAUAUUUAUAGGGGAGGCUUUCAUCCAACAACAUUCAGGCUGUUUUUGGACCCUGAUGUGGGCUUCGACUUAUUCCCCUCUUUCUCGACUUCUUCUCCCUUGAUUUAAAUACAGAAAACUGGCUGAUAAUAGUUACUGUGAUGCAUGCACACCACAAUAGCUGUGCUCAGAUGAAUUGCACAGGAGGAGAAGGGUUUACAGAGACACCUGAUUUAUAAUGUGACCUCAUUCACUGAAUAUAAUGUGAAGGCCUUGACAAUCUCCACAGACCUGUUGUUUGUAUUGUUAGAUAGUGGUGUUUAUCUUCUAUCUUCUGUCUCUCACUAAGUUUUUCUCUACCUUUCUAUAACGUCACACUCUCAACAUGAGAGCCAAUGGGACGAAGGGGCUCCUUGCUUACUGUUUCAGUAGCAAAACUGUUUCACUAAAAACAAAAAACUAAACAAAAAAGAUUUCUGUGUCAGUGUUCUGUGGGGGGCUCAUAUACAGUAUGUGUCAAAAAAGUUUCCACUGCAGUUUAAUCAGGGCGUCAGGAUGUUUUUCUUUCUUGUAAACCUGGACUGUGUGGUGGCAUGGAGAGUACAGUAGAGUGGCACCAUGGGCACUUCCCAGAUGUGUUUCCACCUUGUGCCCCCCUCUGAGAAAAUAGAUGGAAUACAAAAGUACUGCUGAGGCAGAUGGGCACCCACCGAGGCUUUCACUGUGUGUGUGUGUUCCUGUAUGUGUGUGAAAGAGAGGACAACGUGUAUAAUGUGGAAUUGUGUUGUGAUAAAGUGAGCUGCAGAAUUUACCACAUCUUAUCUCACCUGCCGGUUAGUGACAGUAUGUCUGUGUGUGUGUGUGUGUGUGUGUGUGUAUAUGCUUGCUUUAACAGAUGGUUUGAUUCUCUCUGGUCAAGUGACUUUUUGUUCUCCUCCAUCCUUUUGUCUGUCACUCUUCUUUUCUCUCACAUAGUCACAAAAAGCACUUAGUCAUCGUAAAAACCAAACCACAUUAUUCCUGUUUUAAUGUCUGCCGCUUGCACACACACAAGAGCGCACACACUGUUAUUAUAUACACAGAGACAAUAUUUUCAUCCUUACAUUUUGAGCAUUGAUAGC
Messenger RNA from Monopterus albus (swamp eel), 3346 nucleotides. It is a transcript of the gene adra2c, whose product is annotated as adrenoceptor alpha 2C. Gene Ontology annotation, biological process: platelet activation; G protein-coupled receptor signaling pathway; regulation of vasoconstriction. Lineage: Eukaryota; Metazoa; Chordata; Actinopteri; Synbranchiformes; Synbranchidae. Gene Ontology annotation, molecular function: alpha2-adrenergic receptor activity; epinephrine binding. The record is from RefSeq and is a predicted model, not a curated record. The transcript is spliced from 2 exons. Bases 678 to 2024 code for a protein of 448 amino acids. Gene Ontology annotation, cellular component: plasma membrane.